GGGUUGGCAUAAGCUAACACAUGAGCUAAUGUUAACGUUAGCAGAAGGCUUCAUAUUCGCAGCGAUCAGUUUCGACAUCUGUCAGAACGAAACUCGGUGCUAGUUGUUGUCCUCAGGAUAGAUACAUUAUAUAGCUGUUAAACAUUUUGGUUUUUUCGUUACCCGGAACCAGCUAAUUAGCAACAUUGGUUAAAUCAAGCUAAUAUAAUAAACAUUAGCCCGCUAGCUCACCUAGCUUAAUGUUAACUGUUAGAAAGAUAAUCUCGUCGCUGCCGUAGCCUGACAAGCUAAAUUUGUUAUUUUAAUUAGCUAAACCACAGUGAAGUGAGCCUGUUUCCUCACUACUUAUACGAUUUCAGGGCUCUGGCCCCUUCUUCAGCAGCUGAAGCACACCAGCCCUGUCCUCUCUGAUCCACGUCCACGGCCUUCAUCCGCACUGAGCCAUGACUACCCAAAGGGAUCUUGAUAUGGUGCACCUCCGCCUCAUCCUGGUCAGUGGGAAAACACAAGACUUCACUUUCUCCCCAAAUGACUCGGCCACAGACAUCGCCAAGCAUGUAUUUGAGAACUGGCCUGAAGGAUGGGAGGAGGAGAGGGUGAGCAGUCCCAAUAUACUGCGCCUCAUCUUCCAGGGACGCUUCCUUCAUGGCAACGUUACCCUGGGAGCUCUGAAGCUGCCACCGGGCCGAACGACCGUCAUGCACUUGGUUGCCAGAGAGACCCUCCCGGAGCCCAACUCUCAUGGUCAAAGGAACAGAGAAAAAACCACAGAGAGCAACUGCUGCCUCCUCUUGUAAAGAAACAGAAACGACCCCCUAACCCAACCUCACACACACAAACGCACACACGCACACAUUACACACGCAUAUAAACAUGCACACACCCUGUUCUCUCCUGCCUGUCAUCCUGUCGGCUGGGGAUUUGGAAUAAAUCACAGGAAGUCUGGUUGGAGCUUUCAACCGCUUUCGGUUGAACGCUUCUCCAAUCUGAGGCUUUUUUUUUGUGCCAAUAUAUUCACUUUUCCCCCCCAAAACUUCUACUGUGUCGGCAGAAUUUGCUGUGUUAUUAUUUUUAAUUUGAAGAUCAUGACAUUAAACGAUACCCUGUGCUCCCUCACGGACCUUGACAAGUUUUAAAGAGCUCUCAUACGUAGUGGAAAAUACCCGGGACGUCUUCUUCUUUAUGGACACAGAGCUGCUGUAAAGGAGUUUUGGGCUAUUACCCUUCCCUACUAGUCACAUGGAUGUUUCCCCUACUGAAUGGCGUUAACCUUCUCAUUGCACUUAACCAGUUUGUUAAUUCAGAAAUGUUUAUCGUGUUUCAUCGCCAUCAUCUUUUCCCCCAAUAACUUGUUUUUUGUUUUAUUUUUGGUCAGAGAAACGGACCUUGAUUCCCCAUGUGGUAGAAAAUGUGCCAUCCUCCUCAUGAGACUGUUUCUCACUAACUGAAUCGGGCGGUCUGUAUCAGCACCAGUGGCGUUUGUGCCAUUACCUUACACCUGUUUGUUCCUGGAAAUUGACCAAUGGCGAAAAUACCUUUAUUAGGAAGAGUAAACACCUGAGGGGACGUUCAGGUUCAAACGGGAAAGGACUGUAAAACAUGGAGUCGGCGGGUUGCUUGUGGUGCCACCAGGUGUCGUGUUCGCACCUCUGGCUUUGACUUUAUUGACUAGGCUGUCGAUGUUCCCUGGCAACGGGAGCCGACGCCGCGGGCCAGUUAAACGCAGACAGAAGAAGCGGUUGAAGAUGUGAGGGAGGACUGUCGUUGGUGUGAGACCCUCCUCUACUGGACACUGAGAUCGAAGCAGGGGCAAAGUUUCUCCCACUUGGAUGAAAGUAAAAAGUAAAAUGUUUUGGUGGUGUUUCACCUCCUUUUCAUUUGGAUGCUGUCUUUACUUCUUGUUUGCCUUUUAUCGUGGAAUUCAGUAAUAUCAUUAAUAUUGAAAUUUAAAUAUAUCGAUUUUUAUCUUGUGUAUAGGUAUUUGUUAAAUUUUAGUGUGGGUGAGUCUGUAUGUGAGUGUGUCUGAGGGUGUGUGAUGCACGUGGCAUACUGUAUGAGGACUAGUGGGGGCAUGUGGUCUUAAAAAAAAGGUGGUGCAGGUUGAUGGGCUGCGGUUUCUUCAGAAACAGUCGGAAACCUUUUGAUUCCUUCCAUUGAGUGUCCUUUGGUUUGUGUUUUUGUCAAUCAAUGUCACUGCUAUGAAGUUUAGCUCAGUAUGAAUAAAUGUAAAAACUAAAAUCAAUGUGGUCUACAUAAAAGCUUGUAUUAUAAAUUAAUAAAUCUUUAAAUAAG
This is a messenger RNA of Cottoperca gobio, 2292 nucleotides long. RefSeq names its product ubiquitin-like 3b (gene ubl3b). Gene Ontology annotation, molecular function: protein binding. The transcript is spliced from 6 exons. The coding region runs from base 444 to 797 and encodes 117 amino acids. NCBI's taxonomy places the organism in Eukaryota, Metazoa, Chordata, Actinopteri, Perciformes, Bovichtidae. The record is from RefSeq and is a predicted model, not a curated record.